This is a messenger RNA of Pogona vitticeps (central bearded dragon), 1819 nucleotides long. RefSeq names its product vimentin (gene VIM). Gene Ontology annotation, biological process: intermediate filament organization. The record is from RefSeq and is a predicted model, not a curated record. Gene Ontology annotation, cellular component: axon; intermediate filament; cytoplasm. NCBI's taxonomy places the organism in Eukaryota, Metazoa, Chordata, Lepidosauria, Squamata, Agamidae. Gene Ontology annotation, molecular function: structural constituent of cytoskeleton.
CGAGAGUCCGGCCAGCGCUCUCCCGCGCCUCUUCCUCGUGUGCUCUCUGGCCGUCGAAGUUCCCGAAGCCGCCGCCGCCUCCUCACCCCGGGACCGUCCGGAUUAGCCCGCCAAGAUGAGCACGACGACCUCGACCCGGUCUUCUUACCGCCGCAUGUUCGCGGGCGGCAGCCGGCCCAGCACCGGCGGCAGCUCCCGUUAUGUCACGUCUUCGAGCCGCUACUCGCUGGGCAGCGCCAUCCGGCCGAGCAGCGUCCGCCUGGUCUCGUCCUCGGCGCCCGGCGGCGGCAUCUACGCCUCCAAGUCGGUGCGGUUGCGCAGCAGCCUGCCGCCGGUGCGCCUCUUGGCCGACGCCGGGGUGGACUUCUCGCUGGCCGACGCCAUCAAUUCGGAGUUCAAGGCGAACCGCACCAACGAGAAGGCCGAGCUCCAGGAGCUCAACGACCGCUUCGCCAACUACAUCGACAAGGUGCGCUUCUUGGAGCAGCAGAACAAGAUCCUGCUGGCCGAGCUCGAGCAGCUGAAGGGCAAAGGCACCUCGCGCCUGGGCGACCUCUACGAGGAGGAGAUGCGCGAACUCCGUCGCCAGGUGGACCAGCUCACCAACGACAAGGCGCGCGUGGAAGUGGAGCGGGACAACUUGGCCGACGACAUCAUGCGCCUCCGAGAGAAACUUCAAGAUGAGAUGCUUCAGAGAGAAGAAGCUGAAAACACUCUGCAGUCUUUCAGACAGGAUGUUGACAAUGCCUCUUUGGCUCGCCUGGAUCUUGAACGCAAAGUUGAAUCCCUGCAAGAAGAGAUUGUCUUCUUGAAGAAGCUUCAUGAGGAGGAAAUCCGUGAGCUUCAAGCCCAACUCCAGGAGCAACACAUCCAGAUUGAUAUGGAUGUUGCCAAGCCUGAUCUUACUGCUGCCCUGCGCGAUGUGCGCCAACAGUAUGAAAGUGUUGCUACCAAGAACCUUCAGGAAGCUGAAGAGUGGUACAAAUCUAAAUUUGCAGAUCUCUCUGAAGCAGCUAGCCGGAACAAUGAUGCGCUGCGCCAGGCCAAACAAGAAGCGAAUGAGUACCGUAGGCAAAUCCAGUCUCUCACCUGUGAAGUGGAUGCCCUUAAAGGAACCAAUGAAUCCCUGGAACGCCAGAUGCGUGAGAUGGAGGAAAACUUUGCUCUUGAAGCUGCUAAUUACCAAGACACUAUUACUCGUCUCCAAGACGAAAUCCAGAACAUGAAGGAAGAAAUGGCUCGCCAUCUUCGCGAGUACCAAGAACUCCUGAAUGUCAAGAUGGCUCUUGAUAUUGAGAUUGCCACUUACAGGAAACUGCUGGAAGGAGAGGAGAGCAGAAUUUCCAUGCCUAUUCCGACCUUUGCUUCCCUGAACCUGAGAGAAACAAACCUUGAGUCUAUUCCAGUGGACACCCACUCAAAGAGAACACUCCUAAUCAAGACUGUUGAAACUAGAGAUGGACAAGUUAUCAAUGAGACUUCUCACCAUGAUGAUCUGGAGUGAAGAGAGAACAGCACAUCUUGAAUUUGAACUCAUACCAGCAUGACUAAAAAGAGAAACAGCCUUCAAGUGCCUUUCUGCAGUUUCUUCCAAGAGCGCAAGGUGGUUAUGCUAGAAGAAAUAGAUCUUAGAUCUUGCAAAGCUGACUCUCUCUCGAUGGAUCUAGGAAAGCUUAACAAAAAAGGGAGUCUAGUUAAGAUAACAAUAUAUUGUGCUGCAAUACUGUUUUUUAAGUUUCUUAAUUGAAUAAAAUGGCUUUUUUUUUCCAGCACAGUAUGAGCAACCUCUUACUGCUUCAAUAAACAUUUGGGAAAUGGC